UAGCAAGCCAAGGUAGCUAACUGUCAGCACUUGAAAUUAUAUGUUAUGCGUUAUUGAAGUAUCUUGCACGCAAAUGUUCCUAUCGUUUGAGACGCUUUGGUUAUGCAGACCAAGCAUGCUGCCACGCUAUGGAGGUACAGAGUCUGUGGUACGGAAGGGCUAGCUGCUUGCUAAGAGAGCAAAGAUGAGCCGGUUCCUCAAUGUACUGCGAAGUUGGUUGGUGAUGGUGUCUGUCAUCGCCAUGGGAAACACCGUACAGAGUUUCCGGGAUCACAGUUUCCUCUCUGAGAAACUUUAUACUGGAACGCCAGAGUUUGUAAAUGGCCUGCAAGCACGAACCUUCGGAAUCUGGACCUUGUUGUCAUCUAUAAUUCGCUGUGUUUGCGCCAUUGACAUCCAUAACAAAACGCUCUAUCAUAUCACAUUGUGGACAUUUGUUCUGGCACUGGGGCACUUCCUCUCUGAAGCUUUUAUUUACAAAACUGCACCUCUGACGAUUGGCGUUAUGGCACCCCUCAUCGUCGCUAGUGUCUCGGUCCUGGGCAUGCUCAUUGGGUUCCAGUGUAUCGGUGAGCCUCAGGAAGUGAUGGGGGUGCGGCAGAAGAAGCGGAACUGAGCUCGAUUUGCCGCCAUGCGCCAUGCCACGUGACUCCGCCCCUCCCGACCACCCCAACCCUUCUUGCACUCCCCGAGCCUCGAGUGCAUUAAAAAAAAACUGCCAUCAACUCUUUUGAGGGGACGGGACAGGGGGACAGAACAUUGGCUUCCUUUUUAAAAUGUGAAUAUUGAAUACUUUGGUCUUGCUCUACAGUCAGUGUUGCCAUGUGGGUGUGUUCUGUCGCUCCCUCCAUUCCGUCUGUCAAACUUCCAAGAACAUUACAUGUUCAACAUUGAUUGACACGGCGUUGUAUUGCAGGCACCAAUGGAUUUUCUUCCCUCGAACCUGGACACUAACCAUGGAUUAUUUUAAAUUAGUUUUUUUUUUUUUUUGGGAGGGGGGGUGUCAUGAUCAGGCUGUGUAGGGACAUGUUUUCAUUAUGCAUUAUCGCAAUUGGAAGAUGUUCAACUCAAACACCUUGUGCUGAGCAGAUGACUGUCAAUGGGUUAGGGGUUGUGCCGAUACAAACACAACGUGGAAGUUACAGACAGAAAGUAGAGGCUGGUGAUGGGACUGUGGCAAAAAUCCCCUAAGUGAGAUGUGCUCUCUCAUACUCUGAUCAUGUGGCAUCUUAUCAAUUAUUCCAGGACCAAACCUUGCAGAAGAUGUGAAGUCAUGAAUUCUACCUUUUGUAAAAGGUAGAGGAAGGCAGUGUCAAAUAAAGGUGUUCAUUAA
This is a messenger RNA of Anguilla rostrata (American eel), 1333 nucleotides long. RefSeq names its product ergosterol biosynthesis 28 homolog (gene erg28). The coding region runs from base 185 to 616 and encodes 143 amino acids. Gene Ontology annotation, molecular function: protein-macromolecule adaptor activity. The record is from RefSeq and is a predicted model, not a curated record. NCBI's taxonomy places the organism in Eukaryota, Metazoa, Chordata, Actinopteri, Anguilliformes, Anguillidae. The transcript has 5 exons. Gene Ontology annotation, cellular component: endoplasmic reticulum; membrane.